AUGGACGCGUCCUCCGACCCGUUCGGGUGGCUCUGCGACGACCCCGACGACCGCGGCGCGAGGGUCGACCGCGACGCGCGCGCGCACGACCUCGCCUUCGCGCUGGGACUGAGCCCCCUCCCAACCGCCGCGCCGUUCCCCGCGCCGCUCGGUCUCGGGUCGCUCGCGUCGUCGCUCGACGCGGACGACGACGACGGCGACGGCGACGACGACGCGUGGCGCGCGAUCGCGCGCUCGCUGCUCUUAGAGGACGCGACGCCGCCGCUCGCGUCGCCGUCCGCGAGCGGCGGCGGCGGCGACCGCGACGCGCCUCUGCCGUGGAGCGAGGACGCGCGAGGCGACGGGCUCCUCCUCGAGCUCGACGCGACGCGCGUCGCCUCGCCGACGACGUUCGGGGGCCUCGACCCUUGCGAGCUCGGCGUGGCGAUGACGCGCGUGCUCUCGGUCGCGAAGACGGAGACGCUGCUCGCGUCGAUGUCCGCGAAGAAGGAGCUCGCGUCGGAGGGAGGGGGGGGGGCGGGCGCGGGGGGUAAGAAGUUCGGCAGCGCGGCCAGAGCGGCGGUGCACUCUCUGCUCGCGAGCGCCGCGCGCGCCGACCCCGCCGCCGCCGCGUCCGCCCAAACCGCCGCCGAACCGCCCGGUGACGCGACGCGAGGAGACGUUUCAUCAGGUGGUUUCGGUGGUCCGGAUGAGAAUCCACCCCCGAAGCCGAAGCCGAAGCCGAAGCUCAAGCCGAAGCCGAAGCGCGCGCUCCCGCCGCCGCCGCGGUCGAACAAGCCCCCGGGGGUGAUCCCCCCGGGGAGAAGCAGCAAAUUCCGCGGCGUCACGAAGCACCGAUGGACCGGGCGGUUCGAGGCACACUUGUGGGACUCCGCGUCCGAGCGCACGAACGCCAAGCCGGGCGGUCGAAGGAAGGGCAAGCAGGUCUACCUGGGCGGGUACGCGAGCGAGAAGGAAGCCGCGAGGGCGUACGACAAAGCUGCCAUCAAGUAUUGGGGCGACGCCGCGCACUUAAACUUCGACAGAGGCGACUACGUCGAAGACAUGCGUCACAUCACGACGUUGACGACAGCCGCGCUCGUCGCGUCUUUGCGUCGAUCCAGCAGCGGGUUCUCCCGCGGCGCGUCCAAGUUCCGAGGCGUGACUCGGCAUCACCAGCACGGCCGCUGGGAAGCGAGAAUCGGCCGCGUUCUCGGGAACCGGUACCUGUACCUCGGGACGUUUUCGUCCGAGGAGGAGGCGGCGAGGAGUUACGACAAAGCCGCGCUCAGAUACCGCGGGCCCAAGGCGGUGACGAACUUCGGGAGAAGCGAGUACUCCGUCGCGGAGAUCGCGUCGAUGCCGCUGCCGCUGCCGCUGCCGCUGCCGCGCGCGUCGUCCGAGGGCGCCGCCGCCGUCGACGCGGUCGCCGUCGCGGAAAAAAACGCAUACGCCACCGCCGCCGCCGCCGCCGCCGCCGGAGGCGUGCUCGUGCUCGCGUCCAAGGCGGCGACGGCGACGGAGCUCGCCGGCGGGUUCGCGUCCCACCCGCUCGACUCCGCGGUCGUCGUGCGGAGGAUGCGGACGAGAGACAGCGAGUGCGACUCGCACAUCACGUCGCUGAGCUUGAACUUCGAGGGGUGGGCGGACGCUCCCCCCGCGACGCGCGCGCGCGACGACGCGAACGACGAGACGGUCUGA
Messenger RNA from Micromonas pusilla CCMP1545, 1680 nucleotides. RefSeq names its product ant-like protein. The transcript has 2 exons. Gene Ontology annotation, molecular function: DNA-binding transcription factor activity; DNA binding. Bases 1 to 1680 code for a protein of 559 amino acids. Gene Ontology annotation, biological process: regulation of DNA-templated transcription. NCBI's taxonomy places the organism in Eukaryota, Viridiplantae, Chlorophyta, Mamiellophyceae, Mamiellales, Mamiellaceae. The record is from RefSeq and is a predicted model, not a curated record.